Psammomys obesus (fat sand rat) is the source of this 285-nucleotide messenger RNA. RefSeq names its product late cornified envelope protein 3B-like. The transcript has a single exon. Bases 1 to 285 code for a protein of 94 amino acids. Gene Ontology annotation, biological process: epidermis development. NCBI's taxonomy places the organism in Eukaryota, Metazoa, Chordata, Mammalia, Rodentia, Muridae. The record is from RefSeq and is a predicted model, not a curated record.
AUGUCCUGCCAGCAGAACCAGAAGCAGUGUCAGCCUCCUCCCAAAUGCCCCUCUCCCAAGUGCCCCCAGAAGAGCACAGCACAGUGUCUGCCUGCAGCCUCCUCCUGCUGUGCUGCAAGCUCUGGGGGCUGCAGUGUCCCCAGCUCUGAGGGAGGCUGCUGCCUGAGCCACCACAGGCGCAGGUCCCACAGAUGCAGGCGCAGGAGCUCCAGUUCCUGUGACCGAGGCAGUGGUCAGCAGUCUGGGGGCUCAGGAUGUGGCCACAGCUCCGGGAGCUGCUGCUGA